Salvelinus fontinalis (brook trout) is the source of this 724-nucleotide messenger RNA. Its product is annotated as chromobox protein homolog 2-like. The record is from RefSeq and is a predicted model, not a curated record. Bases 20 to 454 code for a protein of 144 amino acids. Lineage: Eukaryota; Metazoa; Chordata; Actinopteri; Salmoniformes; Salmonidae. The transcript is spliced from 2 exons.
UGGAGGAGCGCCUCUGGGAAUGGAGAUGGCAGGCGGAAUACUCCUCGAUCACCCCAGGCCGGUGGUAGCUGGUCCCCUGCAGGAAGGUGAGGUGCCGGAGGUCCCUCCUCCCCCUCUCGACAUCGAGGGGUCCCCGGCGUAUAGGAUCAGAACUAUUCUGGACUCAAGACGCCGGGUGAGGGGCCUGCAGUACCUCGUGGACUGGGAGGGGUACGGUCCGGAGGAGAGAUGCUGGGUACCGGUGGGGGACAUCUUGGAUCCGUCCCUGUUGAGGGACUUUCACCGCCUCCAUCCGGAGCGCCCUGCUCCUCGUCCUCCGGGUCGUCCUCGAGGCCGGAGUCGGCGCGCUGCGGGAGCCGCGCGUCGGGAGGGGGGUACUGUUACGAGUCCCGCCGAGGAUGGUGCCUCUUCCCGUUCGGGCGGCGCUCGGCGGUCGUCGUCUCCGGUCUACUAGCUGCCACCGAUCCCCUUUUCUGUUAUCCUUUUAGUUUGUCUAAUUUGUUUCACCUGUUGUAUGUUUAGAUUAGGGGUUAUUUAAACCCAGUUUGCCCGCUCCCUUUUGUGCGGGCUUGAUUUUCUGUUUCGUGUUUGUGGUGUGUAUUUUGUGGAUUUCGUCAUUCUAUUGAUGUUGGACAUUUUUUCUUUACGCGCCCAGUGUUUAAAGUGGCGUCACCGUUUUGUAGGUGAUUACGUGAAGGAAAUAAAUUCCACCUUUUGUAAGAGA